CUUCCUGAAAGGCCUCAGAGCUGCCGGGCUUGAAUGAGUGGCAUCCCAACGCUCCAAUCCGAGGGAGCACCAGUGUCCCCUGCAGUCCCUAGUUAGCUCCCCACCAUAGUCUGUUGGGUUGCUGUUAUUGCAACCGCUGGUGGGGUUGGAUAAGCGGCAUCGCUGUAUAUUUUGCUUUCGGUGGCUGGACGCUGUUGUUCUAAGGAACUAUAUUGGGAAGAGUCCAUAGCUCAGUGAUGCAUCAAAUCCUUUGCAUGCAGAAGGUUCCAGGUUCAACCUCAGGCAUCUCCAGGUAGGCUGCAGUAAGGUUAUUUGCAUGAGAUUUGGUAGGAUGAAUGCGUUUGCAGCAGAUACGAAGGCUGCUCAUUAGACACGACUCCUGCCAGAAACCCAGGAGAGUCCCGGCUGAAAUGGCCAAAUACAAAUUAGUGCUGCUGAGGCAUGGCGAAGGGGCCUGGAACAAAGAGAACCGCUUCUGCAGCUGGGUGGACCAGAAGCUGAGCAGCGACGGUGUGAAGGAAGCGCAGAACUGUGGCAAGCACCUCAAGGCCCUCGGUUUUGAGUUCGACCUGGUCUUUACGUCCAUCCUGAGCCGUUCGAUCCAGACUGCCUGGCUUGUGCUGGAGGAGAUGGGGCAGGAAUGGGUGACCACCGAAGCGUCAUGGAGGCUGAACGAACGGCACUAUGGGGCACUGAUAGGCCUCAACAGGGCCGAAAUGGCUCUGAACCACGGGGAGGAGCAGGUGAAAAGGUGGAGGAGGAGCUACGCCGUCACCCCGCCUCCCAUCACAGAGUCCCAUCCCUACUACCACGAGAUCUACAGUGAUCGCAGGUACAAGCACUGCGACGUGCCCUUGGAAAAACUCCCAAAGGCCGAGAGCUUGAAAGAAGUGCUUGACAGACUCCUUCCCUAUUGGAACGAGAGGAUAGCCCCGGAGGUGAAGAGGGGCAAGACCGUUCUCAUUUCUGCUCAUGGGAACAGCACGAGGGCUCUGCUGAAGCAUCUGGAAGGCAUCUCUGAUGAGGCCAUAGUCAAUGUGACCCUCCCCACCGGCAUUCCAGUUCUCCUUGAGCUUGACGAGAAUCUGCGCCCGCUUGGCCCACACCGGUUUCUUGGAGACCAAGAAGCAAUCCAAGCUGCCAUCAAGAAAGUGGAAGAUCAAGGGAAAGCCAAGCCAAUCAUUGAGAAAUAGACCACUGUCUUUUACCAUAUGUGGUAAAGGAUAAUGCUUUGUGAUUGCACAAUGUGGGCUUGCUUAAUUUUAAGUUCUCAGUAAGGAGUAGCUAAUGGCAGUUCAAUGUUAGUACUUCAGCUUGGAAGACUAGAUCCCGGUACCAGUGACAGUAGAGAGUGAAUUGUCUAGAUGGCAGCCAGCACAACAGAAGGCUGUUGUAUAAUCUUCACAAACCCCUUGAAGCUCAGGACGAGAAUCAGUAUGCUAUGGACUGGUAUCAAGUUUCAUCCACGCUCUAAGGAUGAAAAUACUUUCUGCUUAACAAGGGAGAACGGCAAGCUCUCAGGUCCACAAAUGCUAAACCCUCACAGAAAUGCUUAAUUCAGAGUAUUACUUACUUCCCCCAAGAAAGUUCUUACUGUUUGUAAGUAGACAUCCUCCAGGAUCAUCUCUGCCACCAGAUUAAUAUAUUUGCUUGGUAGACUGGUAUCCCUUAUAUUGCAUGGUUGACCGUGUAACUUUGAACAAGGCCCUUGGUAUUUACAAGCGCAAGAAUGUUCACACUGCUUGAACUGUCUCAAGUUUCUCUUCCCUCAGAGAAGACUAUAAGAAAGUGAAGCCCAAGUUGGAGCUGACCUUUAGACGAGGUUCAAGAAGGGUAAAUGUUGAUGAUACCACAUCCCCUACACCAGUUUUGAAACACUUACCCAAUUAUACAUUUUGCUGAGAGGAUAUAAACUAUGCUUUAGAGAUAGGUGAGGUGUGUGUGUGUGUCGUUUCUUUCAUUCCCCAACCAGCAGUUUCCAUGCACUGCAUCCUGUAGGAAGUCUGACCUGGUCCAGGUACUCUUGUGCCCUGCCUUUUUUCCCUCUCUACUUUGUUCUCCUUCUCCCCUUGCAUACCUGGCUGAUUUGAAGCUUCUUGGUUUGUUAAACCACGGCUUCCUGUGAUGUCUGAAUUGGGAACAUAGGAGACUGCCUUCUAUUGAAUCAGACAAUUGGUCCAUCUAGCUCAAUAUUGUCUACACAGACUGGCAGCAGCUUCUCCAAGGUUGCAGGCAGGAGUCUCUCCCAGCCCUAUCUUGGAGAUGCCAGGGAGGGAACUUGGCACCUUCUGCAUGCAGCUGCUCUUCCCAGAGCAACCCCAUCCCUUAAGGGGAAUAUCCUACAGUUCUCCCAUUCAAAUGCAAACCAGGGCAGACGCUGUUUAAGAAAGGGGACAACACAUGCUUGCUACCACAAGACCAGCUCUCCUUCCAGUUGGGGAACCAUGGCUGAAGUGAUCCCUAUAAACCUGAACCCAAGUUUAAUCCUAGUUUAUAAUCCAGGUUUGUAGGGAUCAUGUCAAGCCCAGUUUUCUAGGAAACCGUGGUUUAAGAAACCAGCAAACUUGAAAGCCAUCUGAGUGUGCAAGGGAAGUAGGAAAGGGGAAGGGAGAGCUUGUGCUUGCGUCACUUAUUUGCAAUCCAUCUGUAGUUUCUUAGAUAAUCUGAACUGGGCGUUUCUGCAGAAGCAACUGGCUCUGACACAGUGUUAAUUGCAUUCUCUCCAGGUGGUUCCCAACCUGGGGGCUUCCAGAUGUUCCAGCUGCUGCCAGUCUGUGUAGACAAUACUGAGCUAGAUGGACUAAUGGUCUGACUCAGUAUAUGGCAGCUUCCUAUGUUGCUGAACCACAACUUCCACCAGCCCCAGCCAUAAUAAAUUGUAGCUGGGGGUGAUGGGAGUUGUAGUUCAGCAACAUCUGGAGCCCCCCAGGUUGGGGACUACUGCAUCUACCCUAUAUGGCAUGUUAUCUAAAACUUAGGUACCCAGCUGUUGAGACAACUCUCAUCAUCACCAGCCAUUCAGCCUUUGUGACUGGGGAUGAUGGGAUUUGUAAUCCAACAAUAACUGGGGACUCAGAUUUGAGACCCCACCAUAUAGAUAUGUAUGCAAGGCCUAUAAAGUGACUGUAUAUGAGCAAGGGCUCUGCUCGAAUAGAAACCCUUUAAGAUUUUAGGAUGUUGAUAAGCCUCUUUUCUAGAGCUCAAAGUGGUUAAGACCACACUCAAAAGAAAAGAAAAAUAAUCUGUAUAAAACAGUAAAGUCACCAAAGGUUCUGGAGUGAAACAUAAGUCAUGGGAUAAGAGGACAGGUCCUCUUUUGUUCUAGUAACUCGCUAAAGCAUAGGAACCAGAGAGUAGGAAUGAAUGGAGAAUUUUCAUACUGGAGAGAAGGAAGAAGGGGGUGGAGUUCCCAAGGAACUUUAUUAGGAUUGGUGCUUUUUUAUUUGUUCAUAAAUGAUCUAGAGUUAGGGGUAAGCAGUGAGGUGGCCACGUAUGUAGAGUUUAGCAGGAUGGUAAAAGCCAAAAUGGACUGUAGAGAGUGCUGAAAAGGUCUCUCUCAACAGGAUGAAUGGGCAAUAAAAUAGCAAAUGUGGUUUAGUGUGAGGUGAUACACGUAAUCCCAACUUCACAUGCACAGUGGUGGGGUCUGAGCCUUGGUGGCUAACUAAGAAAGAGACCUUGGGAUUGGGGUAGAUAGUGCAAUUAAAAUGUCAACCUGGUGUGUGGCAGCCGUGAAAAGGCAGGAGAGGAGCAUGCCUUGAUCUCUUGCCUGUGGGUUUCCCAGAGGCAUCUGGUGGGCCACUUUGGGAGACAGAGUCCUGAUAGGACUUGAUAGGCCAUGGGCUGUUCUUAUAGAAAACAAUAUAGAACUAGCCACCGAACCAUUCGGGGUUUAAUGUCUUGGCCAGCCUUCAAAAGAGCCCUUAAGACAUCUUUUUCUUUCUUUUAGUACUCUCUGAACAUUUUAAAUUUUUUAAUUGCUGAUUUUAACAGUUUUAUUUUUCCCCUUGUGUGUAUUUUUGUGAACCACCUAGAGCCUUUGGAGUCAGGCGACAUAUAAAUUUAAUAAAUAAAUAAUCAUCACUAUAAUACGUUUAUUAACUGAAAAAGAAAAUCCCACCAAUCAGCUGUUUGGUAGGGAAGGGGGACUAGAGGCAAAACCGUAUCUAAGCCCCAGUUCCCCCUCCCAAACAUCCAGUUAGUGGGAUUUCAGCUUUGUCUUUCUGGGGUUCAUGGGUGCAGCACUAGCUGUUGCAUGCCCAGCACCUCAAAUAUACAGAGAAAACUAUAGCUAACUAGAUGCUUUCUUAUGUGGGAAGAUAAGUAUGUGGAACCUUUUACUGGAAGGGGAGGGCUUCUCAACAAAGCAACACUUCGUAAUGCAAGACUUCCUAGCAGUGUUCCCUCUAAAGUGUGCACAUGCUCACAUUUUUGAUGUCCAUUCAGUUAACUUUAGAUCCCACUCAGGUUGAAUGAGGAAGGCCCCACUCUGGAUGUACAUGUGCACACCCACUGCUUUGAUACUGCCGCCUGGAACAAAACUAAUUUAAAAACACUAAUUUAAAAACACAUAAUUUAAAAACAAAACUAAUUUAAAAACUAAUAAAACACAGAUGAAACAAAAUUAGAACACUGCCUCCUAGGGGGCUAGUCCAAGGCUACAAAACAGUUUGUAGCAUUUGGAUAAUUAAUUCCUUGCAUCCUCAGCCUACCCUCCCCGCCACACCGCAACCCCCCCUCCACACUUUUUAGUGGAGAGCCUGAUCUGCUCUCUGCCAAAGGCUCCUGAGGCCAGAGAUGAUGGAAGCUGUCAUCCAAGAGCUGGGGACCCAUGUUUGAGAACCCCUGAGAGAAUUCAUUCCAUGUAUUCCCCCCCCCCCCUUUUUAGUAGUGAGCCUGAUCUCUGUGUGCACAUUGGGCAAAAAGAAGAGGGGUUUCCCACACACUUAGAACUGUGCUGUCACGUAAACCACAUACUGGCAGGAAGCCUUUUAUCUCAGACACUGAUGUGCCAGACUAGUGCAGGGAGACUGUGGUUUUGAAUAAAACCUGCAGCAGAAACAGCCUUUUGUAAGUCUGGUGAUCUUUCCCCCACUCCUAGGAUAGUAAUUCUCUGUGCAGGCAUAUGCUGUUUGCUAGCAAUAGCUGUGCAUAAGGUCUCUUGCUGAUCACACCUGGACAGUCCAAAAAGACGAUACUGCUAAUCAUCUAAGGCCAUCCAGUUUUGAUAAAACCAGAAGGUGGACUUUUGAGCACCAUUUUCCCUCCACGACAACCUCCUCUCUGAAUGUGUUCCCUUCUGGCAAGAGCUGUGAUUUACCACGUCCCACAGUAUUGUCUUAACACUAAAGUUUGCCAGUGUCAUAUCCAAGAUCCCACCAUAUGAGUGACUGGGAGAGGAGUUUCCCUUAGAAGAGUGACAGGAAAAAUGUACCUUGUGACAACUUUAUUUUUAAUCUUAUUUAACAUAUUUAUGUAUCACCCCAAAUUCAUGUGUCUAUGACAUAAAAACAAUAAUAUGAGGAUCUGUCCUAAAUAUUUGCACAAAGCUUCCUUCAGAACUGCAGAGUGGCAGUUCAAAUGGACUGUUGCAGUCUAGAACUAGUCAGAUACCAUGCUGAACGAGUGUACAGAUGAGGAGAGCUGGUCUUGUGGUAGCAAGCAUGACUGGUCCCCUUUGCUAAGCAGGGUCCACCCUGGUUUGCAUUUGAUGGGAAACUACAUGUGUGAGCACUGGAAGAUAUUCCCCCUUAGGGGAUGGGGCUGCUCUGGAAAGAACACCUACAUGCUUGCAAGCAGAAGGUAUCAGGUCCCUUCCCUGGCAUCUCCAAGAUAGGGCUGAGAGAAACUCCUGCCUGCAACCUUGGAGAAGCUGCUGCCAGCCUGUGUAGACAAUACUGAGCUAGAUGGACCAAUGGUCUGACUCGUUAGAUGGUAGCUUCCUAUGUCUGCAAACUCAUGUUGUGUUCGCGUCUUUAUUUCACCCCAUCUUAGAUUUCAAAUGGGUCGGCCCAUGUGCUAUAAACCAAAGAGCUUCACCCACUGUAUUCCAACUCUGCAAAUUCAGCAAAGGUAAAGUGUGCCGUCGAGUUGAUUUCGACUCCUGGUGCCCACAGAGCACUGUGGUUUUCUUUGGUAGAAUACAGAAGGGGUUUACCACUGCCGCCUCCUGUGCAGUAUGAGAUGAUGCCUUUUAGCAUCUUCCUAUAUUGCUGCUGCCCGAUAUAGUACCAGCGGGGAUUCGAACCAGCAACCUUCUGCUUGUUAGUCAAGCAUUUCCCCCGCUGCGCCACUUAAGGUGGCUCCCAGCAACUAUACCUGCAUUCAUUUUAAAAGUGAACCCAAGUACAGGCCCCUCAAGUGCAUGCUACAGAUAGGAAGUGUACUGCUGUAUCUGCGUUCAGCAUACUGUGCAAAUAACUGUCUACACUCGUCCAAGUGUUGUACAUAACGUGAAUACGGCAUGUGUGUCCUUCCCUUCCUCCGGCACCUCAGACUUUGGCCACUCAGUAUAUAACACAAUGGCUUUCUCUGCUUCUUAAAUGCAUUGGCUGUUGAGGUAGUGAUUUGCGCUUAUUAAAAGUUCUGAGUGGAUCAAUUGUACCAACAAAGUACGACUGAUAUCUCAGUGAGGAGCUUUUUCUACCAUAUUUACCCAAAUAGAAGGUGACUCAAAAUUUAAUACAAUGCCUUAGAAAAUAGAAGUUAAAUACAGGUUAUACCUGUACUUACCGAAAGAAAAAGGACAUGAAUUCAAGACAACCCCUUAUAUUUAACAGGAAAGAAUGGGGUGGGAGACUAAUCUUGGAUUCAAGUACAUAGGAUAUAUAUUUAAAUGCAUGAAUAGCUUUUGGAAAGUCCGUCCUCCGCCACCCCUUCUGUUUACUCUUUUGAGAUUCAAAUGUGUUGCUUUCACUGAAGUUCAGGAAGAGAACACAAUUUCCAUAGAUCAGUCUGCUGCCCUCAAAGAUAGAAUAAGAAACGCCUGGCUUCCCAUCAUGUAAUGAUUGUAGUGAGCAUAGUUCGCUAUUGGGUAUGUGCAUGGAACCGAUUUGCCCGGUUUGGUUCAAAUCUGAACCAGACUCAAACCAGACUGGACAUGUUCUGUUUUGACACCCUGAAUGAGGGCCCUGGCUUGGCUCAAAUUCAAACUGGUUUGGGCCCAGUUUGGGGGUUUCAGUGACAUUAAAUUUUGUUUUAUUAAAAGAUGGACUUACCGCCACCGAGGGUUUGGCAGCCUCGGGGGGUGCUGCUGAGGCUGUGGGGUGGUCUCCAGCGGCUCCCCUCCCCCCAGUCUCCCACAGGCUGGUUCGGCCCAUUUUGGGGCUGCACCAGCCAUGCAAAUGGGUAUUGCACGAUCACAGAGGGCUGAAAUGGGAGACUGGAGGGGCUGCUGGAGACACACACCCCAAAGCUGCUGAAGCCCUCAGUGGUGGUAAGUCAACUUUAAAAAAAAACAAAAUUUAAUGAUGCUGAUACCCCCAAACCGGCCCGGGGGGCUCAGCUCAACCUUGACCCAAACCAGGUCCAGUUCAAGGUUGAGCCCUUUAACCAAGCUGGGGUCCCCCUCAACUUUCUCUAUGCAAUUCCCCUGUUCUUGGGAGGCUGCCAAGCAGCCCGCAGCAGUUGUGGUUUUUUACAUGCAUUUAUUAUUCCUUGUAUAUGAUAUUUUGAGUCAUAAUUGGCUUAAUUGGUUAAGCUCAGCAAAGGUCUGCUUCCUGUUGGCAGAGGAAGGUGUUACAGCCAGCCUGUGCAAUGAAACCCACAAACCUGAACUCCUGAAGAUAUCCCAUCAACCCAUUCUUAGUGCUUGCUUGGGACUGUCAAAGCAGACCACAAUAAAGAAGCUGCGUUCAGGUUGGUGGGUGGGUCGCAAAUAUUGCAGAACUGUUUAACGUUAUGUAGGUUCUUCCUUAUAAGUGUGAGGUUUUCUUAGAGUGGAUGAUUGUAUGCCCACUAUGGUUCCACCAGAGCAGGUAUAGGCAACUUGAACUUUCCAGCUGUUGCUGAACUACAGUUCCCAUCAUCCCCAGCCACAAUUAUGGCUGAGGAUGAUGGGAGCUGUAGUUCAGCAACAGCUGGAGAGUUCAAGUUGCCUUCUGUUGCACUAGAGACUUCUACUCAUGAUCCAGAAGGCUAUGAUUAAUACAAUGAAUAAUUAUUUAUUCAUCACAGAAGUCUUAUGAAUUUCAUAACAGUCCCCAAUACAUUCAGUAGUCCUUGUUCCACUACAUUCUGCCCUGAUCAUACUACCACAAUAUUAUUAUUAUUAUUAUUAUUAUUAUUAAUUCAAUUUCUAUGCCGCCCUUCCAAAAAUAGCUCAGGGUGGUUUACACAGAGAAAUGAUAAAUAAAUAAGAUGGAUCCCCGUCCCUAAAGGGCUCACAACCUAAAAGAAACACAAGAUAGACACCAGCAACAGUCACUGGAGGUCCUGUGCUGGGGGUGGAUAGGGCCAGUUACUCUCCCCUGCAAAAUAAAGAGAAUCACCACGUUAAAAGGCGCCUCUUUGCCAAAUUAGCAGGGGUAUGGCCGUGGGGAGAGAAGACUGAGCAAAAGAAAAAGCAUCAGCUUCUAAAUUGUCCAGGAGGAGUUACAAAAUUGCAAUGAGCUACAGUAUGUGGGGUGGUUACUACAGCUCUGUGCAGUAGUAACUCUUUCUAGGGAUGUACAUGAAUCUGUUCGGAAGCCCUUUUAUGGGCUUCCGAACAGGUUAGACAGACCGGCCGUUCGGCCAGUUUGAAGGGGUGUGUGUGUGUGUGUGGGGGGGUGAUACCUUUAAGGGCACAGGAGGGUGUUCUUACCCCUCCCGACACAUUUCCACUGCCGGUGCUGCACUUUAAAAGGGCCGAGCGGGGUGGCAGCACACCUCCCUGUUGCCCCAUUGCCUCAUUGGACCGGAAGUACCCAGUGCGUGCACACAUGAGGCCCUCACGGGCGCACACACCCAACAUGCGCAUACACGCUGGGUACUUCCAGUCCGACAAGGCAGCAGGGAGGUAUGCUGCCUCCCCGCUGGACCCUCUUAAAGUGCAGCGCCAGUGGGAGAAAUGUGGCAGAAGGGAUAGGAGCACUCUCCCCCACCCUUAAACGUCCCCUCCCCACCUUGGAGUCACCCCCCACCAGUUCCGUGCACAUCCCUAACUCUCUACUCUUUCUGCAUUAGGCCGUGAGGCACUCUGCCAUUCAGCAGAGAGAGGUUUCUCAGUAGAGAUGCAAAUUCUUUUUGGAAAUUUUGGAGACACCACAAAAGUUGUAUCCUCUAGAGGGGAGAUCUCAGGAGUGGAAACUUGAAGGGAGCUCUGGAAUAUGUGCACUACUUGGUUACCCAAACUAAACUGCUGACACCUGUACAAGUGACAAAUUGAAUUAUAUUUGCACAUACAGAAUGCUGCUUUUGUGUCUUUAUGAAAUGAGUAAAGAUCCUUAACACUCGA
Messenger RNA from Hemicordylus capensis (graceful crag lizard), 9436 nucleotides. RefSeq names its product bisphosphoglycerate mutase (gene BPGM). Bases 336 to 1193 code for a protein of 285 amino acids. Gene Ontology annotation, molecular function: intramolecular phosphotransferase activity. The transcript is spliced from 5 exons. Gene Ontology annotation, biological process: glycolytic process. Lineage: Eukaryota; Metazoa; Chordata; Lepidosauria; Squamata; Cordylidae. The record is from RefSeq and is a predicted model, not a curated record.